CCCUGAAUUUGCUGCAUCAAAUUGGCAACAUGGUUUGUUGAAGCGGCUUCGUGAGUGAAUUCUGACGUGCGUCAAUUUGCAGUGCUGGUUUUUUGUAAAUUUAACUAGUUUUUUGUGAAUUAAUCAAUUGAAAUUUGUAAAUAUUCGUGAAAAUGGCUUCUGAAGAUGAGAAUGAUGAUACCUUUCAAGAAGAGGAGGAGGCACUCGAUGAGUCUGCACAAGUAGCUGAACUGUCAAAUGAUUCCGAUGCACCUCUGAAGCCGAAUAAUGAUGAAGACGAUGAUUAUGAUCCCGAUGAUAAUCGCAAAAAGAAAAAGGGCAAAAAGCGUAAAACUAAAAAGGGCGAAGAGAAGGGCCGCAAGAAAAAGAAGCGUAGAAAGAAUGAUAGUGAUGAUGAUAGUGAUUUUAUGCAACAUGACGAGGAGGUCGAUUAUGGUAGUACAACAAAGCGUGGACGUAAACGUAAGGAAGCGGAAAAGGCGUCUACAAAGGAAAAGGAGUCUAAUUCAUCAGGCAUGCCAUCUGUAGAGGAUGUUUGCUUCGCAUUUGAUGUCACCGAUGUUGAAAUUCAAUACAGCGAAUCUGAUAUGCAAAAUAUAACAUCGUACAAAUCAUUUACCCAACAUGUACGUCCUAUAUUGCAAAAGGAGAAUCCGAAAAUACCAGCACCGAAAUUAAUGAUGUUGGUAGCAGCCAAAUGGCGUGAAUUUUGCGAGGCUAACCCUAAUUUGCAAGCGAAUCAGGGACGUAGUACGGGUGGUGAAGAGGCUGAAGAGCCACGUUCGUCACGAUCUUCGCGCAACGAAAAGCCGGACGAUAUAUAUGAAGAAGAAGAAGAGGAAGAAGAUGAGGAAGAGGAAAAAGAAACAUCACGUUCCCGUCGCAAACGUGGCGGUCGUUCGAGUAGCAAAAAAGGCAGACGUGCGGGCAAAGUACCAACACUAAAAAUCAAAUUCGGCAAACGUAAGCGCGGAAGUUCCGAUGAGGACCAGGAUGCUAGCGGGGCAUCAGAACGUGAUUCCGAUUUGGAAUUCGAGAAAAUGUUGCAAAAAUCCGAUGAAAGUACCGAUGAGAAAGAGGCUCCCGCACCCGCCGAAAAAGUGGAAGCACCUGUAGACGAUGCAACUGCUGCACCUGUUGUACGCAAGAAAGCAAAAACUAAAAUCGGCAAUAAAUUUAAGAAGAAGAAGAAGAUGAAGACCACCAGUCGUUUUCCGGAUGGAGAGGAAGGCGAACAUGAACAUCAAGAUUAUUGUGAAGUUUGUCAACAGGGUGGUGAAAUCAUACUCUGCGAUACAUGUCCACGUGCUUAUCAUUUGGUAUGCUUAGAACCAGAAUUGGAUGAAGCACCCGAGGGCAAGUGGUCAUGUCCGCAUUGUGAGGCUGAUGGUGGUGCCGCCGAGGAGGAAGAUGACGACGAACAUCAAGAAUUCUGUCGCGUUUGUAAAGAUGGCGGCGAACUUCUGUGCUGCGAUUCGUGUCCAUCAGCCUAUCACACUUUUUGUCUCAAUCCACCACUUGAUACAAUACCAGAUGGUGAUUGGAAAUGUCCACGCUGUAGUUGUCCGCCACUUUCCGGCAAGGCAGAGAAAAUCAUUACCUGGCGUUGGAAUGAGUUGAAUGAACCUUCAACAUCGAAGAAAGCUAAGCCCACACGAAUGCGUGAGUACUUUGUGAAAUGGCACAACAUGUCCUAUUGGCAUUGCGAAUGGGUUUCUGAGGUGCAGAUGGAUGUACACCAUCCACUUAUGAUUCGUUCAUAUCAACGUAAAUAUGAUAUGGAGGAGCCGCCUAAAUUCGAAGAAUCAUUGGACGAGGCGGACUCGCGUUUCCAACGUAUACAACGCCAUAAGGCCAAAGGUGGUAUACAAGUCGAGGAUGAGAAUGAGGAGUACAAAAAGGACCUAGAGGAACGUUUUUAUCGCAAUGGUGUCAAACCUGAAUGGUUAAUUGUGCAACGCGUUAUUAAUCAUCGUACUACACGCGACGGCACCACAAUGUAUUUGGUGAAAUGGCGCGACUUGCCAUAUGACAAGUCUACUUGGGAAGAUGAAACAGAUGAUAUUCCCGGCCUAAAGCAGGCUAUUGAUUAUUAUCAAGAUUUACGUUUAGCUUGCACCUCAGAGUCGAGCACUUCACGUGUGGGGAAAAAAGGUAAAAAGGGGCGCAGAUCGAAGGUAAAGGAGCUGGAAGAUGAAGAGCGUGUACAACGACGCUUCACGCCGCCACCAGAAAAACCCACUACGGACUUGAAGAAGAAAUACGAGGGUCAACCACAGUUCUUAGAAGAGACUGGCAUGCAACUGCAUCCCUAUCAAAUAGAAGGUAUAAACUGGUUGCGUUAUUCAUGGGGCCAAGGCAUAGAUACUAUAUUGGCUGAUGAGAUGGGUCUCGGCAAAACUAUACAAACGGUCACUUUCUUGUAUUCGCUAUACAAAGAAGGUCACUGUAAAGGACCUUUCUUGGUAGCUGUGCCACUGUCUACCAUCAUAAAUUGGGAACGUGAAUUCGAAUUGUGGGCACCGGACUUUUAUUGCAUCACAUAUGUUGGCGACAAGGACUCGCGUGCUGUUAUACGGGAGAAUGAGCUGACGUUUGAAGAGGGCGCAAUACGUGGUGGUAAGGCAUCACGUUUACGUACCACCCAAUUCAAGUUCAAUGUGUUGUUGACCAGUUACGAGUUAAUCUCGAUGGACGCUGCUUGCCUAGGCUCGAUCGACUGGGCGGUGUUGGUUGUUGAUGAGGCUCAUCGCCUGAAGAGUAAUCAAAGUAAAUUCUUCCGCAUACUAAACAGCUACAACAUUGCAUACCGAAUGCUACUCACCGGUACACCAUUACAAAACAAUCUGGAGGAACUGUUUCAUUUGCUGAACUUCCUUAGUCGCGACAAAUUUAGCGAUUUGAAUGCUUUCCAAAACGAGUUUGCUGAUGUGUCAAAGGAAGAACAGGUGAAGCGUUUACAUGAAAUGCUUGGACCUCAUAUGUUGCGUCGUCUUAAGGCUGAUGUGCUGAAGAAUAUGCCCUCGAAGUCGGAGUUUAUUGUGCGUGUAGAACUAUCCGCUAUGCAAAAGAAAUUCUACAAAUUCAUUUUGACCAAAAAUUAUGAAGCACUUAAUUCGAAGAGUGGCGGUAAUUCUUGCUCACUCAUCAACGUCAUGAUGGAUUUGAAGAAAUGUUGUAACCAUCCUUAUUUGUUCCCAUCAGCAGCCGAAGAAGCAACAACCACAGCGGGUGGAAUGUAUGAAAUAAAUUCACUAAUAAAAGCUGCGGGCAAAUUAGUUCUACUUUCGAAAAUGUUAAAACAACUGAAGGAGCAAGGUCAUCGUGUGCUGAUAUUUUCUCAGAUGACGAAAAUGCUGGACAUUUUAGAGGAUUUCCUUGAAGGCGAAGGAUACAAGUAUGAACGCAUCGAUGGUGGUAUCACCGGCAAUUUGCGACAAGAGGCUAUUGAUCGCUUCAAUGCGCCAGGCGCACAACAAUUCGUUUUCUUGCUCAGUACACGUGCUGGUGGUUUGGGUAUCAACUUGGCUACCGCUGAUACGGUCAUCAUCUACGAUUCCGAUUGGAAUCCCCACAAUGACAUUCAGGCAUUUUCACGUGCCCAUCGUAUUGGACAGGCAAACAAGGUGAUGAUUUAUCGUUUUGUAACGCGCAACUCUGUUGAGGAACGUGUUACACAGGUGGCAAAACGUAAAAUGAUGUUGACUCAUUUAGUCGUGCGUCCCGGCAUGGGCGGUAAAGGUGCGAAUUUCACAAAACAAGAACUGGAUGAUAUUUUACGUUUCGGUACUGAGGAACUCUUUAAAGAAGAUGAUAAGGAAGAAGCAAUUCACUAUGAUGAUAAGGCAGUAGCUGAACUGCUUGAUCGUUCUAAUCGUGGUAUUGAAGAGAAAGAAUCUUGGGCUAACGAAUAUUUGUCCUCGUUUAAAGUUGCUUCGUAUGCUACCAAAGAGGAGGAUGAAGAAGAAGAAACUGAAAUUAUUAAACAGGAAGCUGAAAAUUCUGAUCCUGCCUAUUGGGUAAAAUUAUUGCGCCACCACUACGAACAACAUCAGGAGGAUGUAAGUCGUACACUUGGUAAAGGUAAACGUGUACGCAAGCAAGUGAACUAUACAGAUGGCGGCGUCGUGCCAGCUGAUACAACACGCGAUGAUGGUAACUGGCAAGAUAAUGCUUCGGAAUAUAAUUCUGAUUACUCAGCCGGCUCGGAUGAGGAUGGUGGCGAUGACGACUUCGACGAACAGAAUGGUGGAGCAGAUGGCCGUAAAGCCAAGCGUCGUAUGGAACGGCGCGAUGACCGUCCAUUGCCACCAUUAUUAGCUCGCGUUGGAGGUAAUAUUGAAGUGUUGGGUUUCAAUGCGCGCCAACGGAAGAGUUUUCUCAACGCUAUUAUGCGUUUCGGCAUGCCACCACAGGAUGCAUUCAAUUCACAAUGGUUGGUACGUGAUUUGCGGGGCAAAUCUGAGCGUAAUUUCAAAGCUUACGUAUCGCUAUUCAUGCGUCAUCUUUGCGAACCGGGCGCAGAUAACGCAGAGACCUUUGCGGACGGUGUACCUCGUGAAGGUUUGUCUCGCCAACACGUGUUAACACGUAUAGGCGUUAUGUCACUGAUACGCAAGAAAGUGCAAGAGUUCGAACACAUCAAUGGCUACUAUAGUAUGCCCGAGUUGAUAUUGAAGCCUUGCGAACCUGUACGCGGACAAUUAGGUGGACCGAAGAUAGUGGAUGGUCAGACUGUUGUUGGUGGUGCUGUUGAGACUGAGGGCUCGAAAGCGACUGAAGACAAAAGUGCAACAACUAGUACAAGCGCUACUCCAGCUACCAGUGCUGCGCCGAGUCCCGCGCCAGUAUCUGAAAAGGGCGAAGAUAAAUUAUCCGCUGCAGGUACAACAGCGACAAAUGAUGAUAUCAAAAAGGAAACUGAAUCAGGCGGUGAUAAAGAGCAGAAGCCUGAAACAAGUGGAGAACCUAAAGAUGAACAAAAAGUCGAAGGGUCCGGUAAUGAUGUGAAAUUCGAGAAGCAGGAUGAAAAAGAUAAGACUGGCGCUGACCUUAGCAAGGACAUCAAAGUGGAAACAGGCGAAAGCGGUGAUGUUAAAAAAGAAGGCAGCGAAUCUGGUAACGGAGCUAAAGAUGUAAAGGACUCUAAGGAAGAUGCGAAUAAAACCGUAAAGGAGGAUGGCAAGCCGGAACAAAAACCUAAGGAUGAACCGACAACAACAAUCAUCGAUGACGAUGAUGAUGACGUGAUGAUCGUCAAGGAAGACGGUGAAUUAGAGAAGCCAUCGACAUCAGCGAGCAAUGCAAGCAAUAGCGCCAAGGAUCAGAAACCGAAAAUUGAGGAAAGUCUUGAAGUAUUGAAACGUAAAUUUAUGUUCAAUAUUGCCGAUGGUGGCUUCACCGAGCUGCACACACUCUGGUUAAAUGAGGAAAAAGCCGCAGUGCCCGGACGUGAAUACGAAAUUUGGCAUCGUCGUCAUGACUAUUGGUUACUUGCGGGUAUAGUGACACAUGGCUAUGGCCGUUGGCAAGAUAUACAAAACGAUAUACGUUUUGCCAUCAUUAAUGAACCUUUCAAAAUGGAUGUUGGCAAAGGAAAUUUCUUAGAGAUCAAGAACAAGUUCUUGGCACGCCGCUUUAAACUGCUCGAACAAGCAUUAGUUAUUGAAGAGCAGUUGCGUCGCGCUGCCUUUUUGAAUUUGGCGCAAGAUCCUAAUCAUCCGGCGAUGUCGUUGAAUGCUCGUUUCGCAGAAGUCGAGUGCUUGGCUGAAUCACAUCAGCAUUUGAGCAAGGAAUCGCUAGCUGGCAACAAACCAGCCAACGCUGUGCUGCACAAGGUUCUCAAUCAACUGGAAGAGCUGUUGUCCGAUAUGAAGAGUGACGUUUCACGUCUACCAGCCACAUUGGCGCGCAUACCGCCCGUUGCACAACGCCUGCAAAUGUCGGAGCGUUCGAUAUUGUCACGUUUAGCUGCAACUGCGGGCAAUGCUUCAAAUGCGGCUCAACUAAUGGCACAGUUUCCAGCCGGUUUUCAAGGAACUACGCUGCCUGCAUUUGCUGGCGGACCAGCGGGAAAUUUCUCCGCGUUCAGACCGCAAUUUUCCGUACCCGGUCAGUUGUCGACCACAUCGAGCGGCACCCCCACAAACAAUUAAAUAUCAUUUCGUGUGUUUUCUUUUAAUGCGACAUAAAUUUAUUUUUCUUAUUAUAAUAUUUAAUUUUAAAAUUUUAUCUCUUGUCUUAUCUUCGUAAACAUACAGAUGAUACAUAUACUUAUGUUUAGUAGUAAUUAUUCGAAAUACAUAAAAUAACUAAAAUAUAAUUUUAUUGAACAAAAUUUUAUUUGUAGCAUUAUAGUAAUAAUUUGUUUCUGGAAUACUUAUACAACGGAGCAAAAACUUUUGCUUUUCGCAUGCUCCACAGCAUCUAUAGUCGAGUUUCCUAUAUACCAUACAAAUGAGAGGUCAAAAUGAUACCACUUGCCUAAUAUAAGGAGUUUCUUGAAUAUUCCAAAAAGUGGCGGAUAGUAAGAGCUUUAGCUAACGGUCCAAACGCUCAUUUGAAAAGUGGACUCUCUUGUUCUUGAGUGGUAGAUCAAAGUAUAACCUUGCAAAAAAAAAAAAACUUUCAUGAAGCACAAUAGACAACAACGCUUAUUGCUUUAGUACAGGCGCAACAUCCAAGAAAAGGAAUAAAUAAUAAUAAAACAGUAAACCAUAAAAUUUAUAUUACAUACUACAUCCAUUCAUACAUUCAUACAAUAUAUCAAUAUAAUCGUACAUACAUUUUGAAAUAUUUAAAUCUCAAUGUUCCAUCUAAUUCAAUCAAUAGGAAAAACAAACAAUAUCAAAAAAUAGAUUUUUAUGUGUUUUAAAGUAAAGUAUUUAUCAGAUCCAAUUACUAAGUAGUAUUUCUCAUUCAAAAAGACACAUAUUAAUUAUGAUAUGAUACAAUUUUAUUGUAACAACCAUAAACAUUUACUUCAUCUAUAAAUAAAUGGGAGAAAUGAAAAA
Messenger RNA from Ceratitis capitata (Mediterranean fruit fly), 7013 nucleotides. RefSeq names its product chromodomain-helicase-DNA-binding protein Mi-2 homolog (gene Mi-2). The coding region runs from base 153 to 6155 and encodes 2000 amino acids. Gene Ontology annotation, biological process: negative regulation of transcription by RNA polymerase II; chromatin remodeling. The record is from RefSeq and is a predicted model, not a curated record. Gene Ontology annotation, molecular function: ATP-dependent chromatin remodeler activity; ATP hydrolysis activity; chromatin binding. NCBI's taxonomy places the organism in Eukaryota, Metazoa, Arthropoda, Insecta, Diptera, Tephritidae. The transcript is spliced from 6 exons. Gene Ontology annotation, cellular component: chromatin; nucleus.